This is a messenger RNA of Mya arenaria, 798 nucleotides long. RefSeq lists its product as uncharacterized. Gene Ontology annotation, cellular component: extracellular region. The record is from RefSeq and is a predicted model, not a curated record. Lineage: Eukaryota; Metazoa; Mollusca; Bivalvia; Myida; Myidae. The transcript has 5 exons. Bases 1 to 798 code for a protein of 265 amino acids. Gene Ontology annotation, molecular function: chitin binding.
AUGAAUUCAUUCUUGUUUCUCACGUUUGUAGGAGUGUUGUGUGGUGUUGUAAAAGCCACUAUUGUGUCGGAAACUGAAACAAAUCGAGAACCGGUGGCCAGAAGCAUCAUACUUCCAGGUGCCAGUCUUCCCCGUACAUCAUGCCAGGAACAGGUGGCGACCAAUCCGUGCGUGAACAAUGCCUUGCAGGCCCUUACCUUCCCCCACCCUAGCGACUCCGCAAAGUUCCUCCAGUGCGGGCUGUACGGACGUAUGUACACCGUCCAGUGUCCCGCAUUGGAGCUGUACGAUCAGGCAACGUCUUCCUGCAUUUCACCAAAGGCAAGCUUAACGUCCAAGCCGACCUACAUCACCUCUCUCGGCAUUCCAAGUCCAUGCACAGCCCAAAGCCUACAGGCAGGCCGGAUAUUCUUCUCCGUUUCAAAUAGUAACAAGCAAUUCAUCCAGUGUGACGCAGCUGGAAAUGCCCGCGUGAUAACAUGCCCUAACCCGAUGUUCUGGGACCAGAACAGGCAAUCGUGUGUUUUCUCGCUUCAAGGCGGUGUUGUUAACCCUGGCAAUAUGGCUGCAGUCACAGGUAUAUUGAACGGUGCGAACCCGUGUACCGCCCAGGCAAUCAGCGCUCAGGCCCUGUUCUUCUCGCACCCCGAUCCCACCAAGUUCAUCCAGUGUGACCUGCAAGGGAACGCGUUCGUCCAGAGGUGCCCAUCUGGUCUCGUGUGGAACCAGUAUUUGGAGACGUGUGCUUCUCAGCUUGCGUCCUAUACACUCACCGGGCAGACAAACACAUCAGGAUAG